GGCUUCGGUUACGGAAGGUGCAAGGAGCUAUUUUUGGGUGUUCAACUCCUGCCUCAUAGGUGGGCCAUUGCUGUGUCAAGGUUGGGGGUUAAUUUUGGCAUAUUUAACUUUUUAAAUGCAUCUGUGUGAAAAAAGGACAUGGAAGACGCUCCCCUGCCUCUGCUGACGGUGCCAACAGCUCCUUACAGCGACCAGAAACCGGGAACCAGCGGCUUACGGAGGAAGACCUUCUACUUUGAAUCCAAGCUGAACUAUUUGCAGAAUUUUAUCCAAAGUAUAUUUUUUUCCAUAGACCUAAGAGAUCGCCAAGGAGCCUCUCUGGUGGUUGGAGGUGAUGGGAGGUACCUGAAUAAGUCUGCAGUGGAACUGAUUGUCCAAAUGGCUGCUGCCAACGGGAUCGGGCGCUUGGUGAUCGGGCAGAACGGGAUCCUGUCCACGCCGGCCGUGUCCUGCAUCAUCCGCAAGAUCAAAGCCAUCGGGGGCAUCAUCCUGACCGCCAGCCACAACCCCGGCGGGCCCAGCGGCGACUUCGGCAUCAAAUUCAACAUUGCCAACGGAGGUCCUGCUCCUGAAGCCAUCACGGAUAAAAUUUUCCAAAUCAGCAAGAAAAUUGAGGAAUAUGCAAUCUGCCCAGAUCUCCAGGUGAAUUUGGGCACCAUUGGGAAGCAGCAGUUUGACUUGGAGAACAAAUUUAAGCCAUUUACAGUGGAAAUUGUGGACUCUGUGGAAGCCUAUGCCAACAUGCUGAGGAGUAUCUUUGAUUUCAAUGCCUUGAAGGAGCUGCUGUCAGGGAAGAACCAGCUCAAGAUCCGCAUUGAUGCCAUGCACGGGGUUGUGGGCCCUUACGUGAAGAAGAUCCUGUGUGAGGAGUUGGGAGCCCCAGCAAAUUCAGCUGUGAACUGCACCCCCCUGGAGGACUUUGGGGGCCACCACCCUGACCCCAACCUGACCUACGCUGCCGACCUGGUGCAGACCAUGAAGACGGGAGAGUACGACUUUGGAGCUGCCUUUGAUGGAGAUGGGGACCGUAACAUGAUUUUGGGCAAGCACGGCUUCUUCGUCAACCCCUCCGACUCGGUGGCCGUCAUCGCCGCCAACAUCCUCAGCAUCCCGUACUUCCAGCAGACCGGCGUGCGCGGCUUCGCCCGCAGCAUGCCCACCAGUGGAGCCCUGGACAGGGUGGCCCAGGCUACAAAGAUUGCUUUGUACGAGACUCCAACGGGCUGGAAGUUCUUUGGAAACUUGAUGGAUGCAAACAAACUGUCUCUGUGUGGAGAGGAAAGUUUUGGGACUGGCUCCGACCACAUCCGAGAGAAGGACGGGCUGUGGGCAGUGCUGGCCUGGCUCUCCAUCCUGGCCGCCCGCAAGCAGAGCGUGGAGGACAUCAUGAAGGACCACUGGCAGAAGUACGGCAGGAACUUCUUCACCAGGUACGACUAUGAGGAGGUGGAUGCAGAUGCUGCCAACAAAAUGAUGAAGGAUUUGGAGACGGUGAUGUUCGACCGCUCCUUCGUGGGGAAGCAGCUGUCGAGCGGGGACAAAGUCUACACGGUGGAGAAAGCUGACAACUUCGAGUACAGCGACCCCGUGGAUGGCAGCAUCUCCAGGAACCAGGGCUUGCGGCUCAUCUUCUCCGACGGCUCCCGCAUCAUCUUCCGGCUGAGCGGCACCGGCAGUGCCGGGGCCACCGUGCGCCUCUACAUCGACAGCUACGAGAAGGAUGCUCAGAAAAUAAACCAAGACCCUCAGGUGAUGUUGGCACCUCUCAUUUCCAUUGCACUGAAACUUUCCCAGCUCCACGAAAGAACCGGCCGCUCCGGGCCCACCGUCAUCACAUAGAGCCCCCCUGUGCUGGAGUGUGCACUGGGGCAGGCAGGCAGCCCAGCCCCUUCCCUUGUCAAACUGCCACUGAAAGAGGAAUAUUGAUUUUCUCCCUGUAUUUAAGAACACUGUUUUGCUGCUAAGGAUAGCCAAUAAACCCCAGCCCUCAGCA
Messenger RNA from Poecile atricapillus (Black-capped chickadee), 1993 nucleotides. It is a transcript of the gene PGM1, whose product is annotated as phosphoglucomutase 1. Gene Ontology annotation, cellular component: cytosol. The record is from RefSeq and is a predicted model, not a curated record. Gene Ontology annotation, molecular function: magnesium ion binding; phosphoglucomutase activity. Lineage: Eukaryota; Metazoa; Chordata; Aves; Passeriformes; Paridae. The transcript has 11 exons. Gene Ontology annotation, biological process: carbohydrate metabolic process. The coding region runs from base 139 to 1839 and encodes 566 amino acids.